AUGCCGUCACACAACCGUCACACGUCCGUCACGUGUCCGUCAUGCGUCCGUUAUGCGUCUGUCAUGCGUCCGUUAGCGUCCGUCACACGUCCAUCAUACGUCCGUCACACGUCUGUCACACGUCCGUCACACGUCUGUCACACGUCUAUCACACGUCUGUCACACGUCUGUCACAUGUCCGUGAUACGUCCGUCAUACGUCCGUCAUACGUGCGUCAUACGUGCGUCACACGUCUGUCUGUCAUACGACCGUCACACGUCCGUCACACGUCUGUCACACGUCCGUCAUGCGUCCGUCACGCGUCCGUCAUACGUCCGUCACACGUCCGUCCGUCAUACGUCCGUCCAUCAUACGUCCGUCACAUGUCCGUCACACGUCCGUCACACGUCUGUCACACGUCUAUCACACAUCUGUCACACGUCGGUCAUACGUCCGUCCGUCACACGUCCGUCAUACAUCCGUCACAGGUCCGUAACACGUCUGUCACACGUCUGUCAUACAUCCGUCCGUCACACGUCCGUCACACGUCUGUCACACGUCUGUCACACGUCUGUCACACGUCUGUCAUACGUCCGUCCGUCACACGUCCGUCACAAAAACGUCAUACGUCCGUCACACGUCCGUCAAGCGUCCGUCACGCGUCCGUUAUGCGUCCGUCAUGCGUCCGUUAGCGUCCGUCACACGUCCGUCACACGUCUGUCACACGUCUGUCAUACAUCCGUCCGUCACACGUCCGUCACGCGUCCGUUAGCGUCCGUCAUGCAUCCGUUAGCGUCCAUCACACGUCCAUCAUACGUCCGUCACACGUCCGUCCGUCAUACGUCCGUCACACGUCCGUCACACGUCUGUCACACGUCUGUCACAUGUCCGUCAUACGUCCGUCAUACGUCCGUCAUACGUCCAUCAUACGUCCGUCACACGUCUGUCUGUCAUACGUCCGUCAUACGUCUGUCACACAUCUGUCAUGUGUCCGUCACGCGUCCGUCACGCGUCUGUCACGCAUCCGUCACGCGUCCGUCACACGUCUGUCACGCGUCCGUCACACGUCCAUCCGUCAUACGUCCGUCACACGUCUGUCAUACGUCCGUCACACGUCCGUCCGUCAUACGUCCGUCACACGUCCGUCAUACGUUGUCACACGUCCGUCAUACGUCGUCACACGUCCGUCACACAUCCAUCAUACGUCCGUCACACGUCCGUCAUAUGUCGUCACACGUCCGUCACACAUCCGUCAUACGUCCGUCCGUCACACGUCUGUCAUACGUCCGUCACACGUCCAUCAUACGUCGUCACAUGUCCGUCAUACGUCCGUCUCACGUCUGUCACACGUCCAUCACACGUCUGUCACACGUCCGUCACACGUCCGUCACACGUCCGUCAUACGUCCGUCACACGUCCGUCACACGUCUGUCACACGUCUCUCAUACAUCCGUCCGUCACACAUCCGUCACACGUCCUUCACACAAACAUCAUAUGCCGUCACACAACCGUCACACGUCCGUCACGUGUCUGUCAUGCGUCCGUUAUGCGUCUGUCAUGCGUCCGUUAGCGUCCGUCACACGUCCAUCAUACGUCCGUCACACGUCUGUCACACGUCCGUCACACGUCUGUCACACGUCUAUCACACGUCUGUCACACGUCUGUCACACGUCUGUCACACGUCGGUCAUACGUCCGUCCGUCACACGUCCGUCACACGUCCGUCACACGUCCGUCAUACGUCCGUCACACGUCCGUCACACGCCUGUCACACGUCUCUCAUACAUCCGUCCGUCACACAUCCGUCACACGUCCGUCACACAAACAUCAUAUGCCGUCACACGACCGUCACACGUCCGUCACGUGUCCGUCAUGCGUCCGUUAUGCGUCUGUCAUGCGUCCGUUAGCGUCCGUCACACGUCCAUCAUACGUCCGUCACACGUCUGUCACACGUCCGUCACACGUCGGUCACACGUCUAUCACACGUCUGUCACAUGUCCGUGAUACGUCCGUCAUACGUCCGUCAUACGUGCGUCAUACGUGCGUCACACGUCUGUCUGUCAUACGACCAUCACACGUCCGUCACACGUCUGUCACACGUCCGUCAUGCGUCCGUCACGCGUCCGUCAUACGUCCGUCACACGUCCGUCCGUCAUACGUCCGUCCAUCAUACGUCCGUCACAUGUCCGCCACACGUCCGUCACACGUCUGUCACACGUCUUUCACACAUCUGUCACACGUCGGUCAUACGUCCGUCCGUCACACGUCCGUCACACGUCCGUCAUACAUCCGUCACAGGUCCGUAACACGUCUGUCACACGUCUGUCAUACAUCCGUCCGUCACACGUCCGUCACACGUCUGUCACACGUCUGUCAUACGUCCGUCCGUCACACGUCCGUCACAAAAACGUCAUACGUCCGUCACACGUCCGUCACGCGUCCGUUAUGCGUCCGUCAUGCGUCCGUUAGCGUCCGUCACACGUCCGUCACACGUCCGUCACACGUCCGUCACACGUCCGUCACACGUCUGUCACACGUCUGUCAUACAUCCGUCCGUCACACGUCCGUCACGCGUCCGUCACACGUCCGUCACGUGUCCGUCAUGCGUCCGUUAUGCGUCUGUCAUGCGUCCGUUAGCGUCCGUCACACGUCCAUCAUACGUCCGUCACACGUCUGUCACACGUCCGUCACACGUCGGUCACACGUCUAUCACACGUCUGUCACAUGUCCGUGA
Knipowitschia caucasica is the source of this 2712-nucleotide messenger RNA. The record is from the annotation of a GenBank genome assembly. NCBI's taxonomy places the organism in Eukaryota, Metazoa, Chordata, Actinopteri, Gobiiformes, Gobiidae.